This is a messenger RNA of Anopheles bellator, 1490 nucleotides long. RefSeq names its product histone chaperone asf1 (gene asf1). Gene Ontology annotation, biological process: nucleosome assembly; DNA replication-dependent chromatin assembly; nucleosome disassembly. Gene Ontology annotation, cellular component: nucleus. The coding region runs from base 269 to 979 and encodes 236 amino acids. Gene Ontology annotation, molecular function: histone binding. The record is from RefSeq and is a predicted model, not a curated record. The transcript has a single exon. NCBI's taxonomy places the organism in Eukaryota, Metazoa, Arthropoda, Insecta, Diptera, Culicidae.
UUGCUUUUGGCCAGUGGCGCUAAUUCUGGGUAUUUCUCCGUGCUUGUCCCUGCAUCCGCAACAAAGAAUUCACCAUCUGCUACUGCCUGAAGUUUGCUGCGAUCAGUGAGGUUAGUUUGCGUGCUGAAAUCCGGAUUGUACCCGGCGAUCUUUCGCAAGCGGCCACCCCUCGGUGUAUGUUCCGUUGCGGGGGAGCUUUCUAGGAGCCCUGCCAUAGUUUUGCGGCGCGAACUUGAUCCCCCGGUAGCGUCAGUAGCAUCGUUGCACGAUGGCAAAAGUACACAUUACCAACGUGGUGGUGCUGGACAAUCCGAGCAGUUUCCUCAACCCGUUCCAGUUUGAGCUGACGUUCGAGUGUAUCGAAGAACUGAAGGAGGAUCUCGAGUGGAAAAUGAUCUACGUCGGUUCAGCCGAAUCGGAAGCGUUCGAUCAGGUUCUGGACACGAUCUAUGUGGGACCGAUCCCGGAAGGGCGGCAUCAGUUUCUGUUUUCGGCCGAUCCGCCCAACGUUAGCCGCAUCCCGGAGCAGGACGCCGUCGGUGUGACGGUGGUGCUUCUGACCUGCUCGUACCGUGGUCAGGAGUUCGUGCGCGUCGGCUACUUCAUCAACAACGAGUACUCGGAUCCGGAAAUGCGAGAAAACCCUCCGCCGAAGCCACUGUUUCACAAAAUGACGCGCAACAUUCUGGCCACAAAGCCACGCGUCACGCGCUUCAAGAUCAACUGGGACGAUGCACCGGCGAAUGGAGUGGCCGGUCCCUCGAACGGACUGGAUGGCGAGCCAGCGACCGACGAUCUGGCCGCGAACGGGUGUCACAACGACGAGGAGCAAAUGGACGCCGGCUCGGACAGUGGCUCGUCGCAGCAUCAUCCUCUGCACCAUCAUCCGCCAGAACACGACGAAAACAGCAUCGCACUGCCGCCCACAGAAAUGCCCGAGUUUAACGAAAACUCCAACUCGCUGGCGAUGGAAUGCUGAACGCUGCUGCUCUCAGUGUGCCGGAAGUGGCGAGUCAAUUUUGUCUUAGGCGCGCAACACAUGUUUGCUGAUGGAAGUUAGCGUUUACCGACAAGUAAUAUUAGUUGUUUCCCUUCAGCGGUAUGUAGCUAGAGAGAAAAGUGCGGUUUGAGUUCAUCAUAUUUAUCAGUUUUGUCGAGGGAAAACCUUUCAAAAAUGUCACUUCAUGUAAAAUCUUCUUUGAUUUUCGUUCGACUUCAAAUAGUAUCCUUUCUGUCAUAGUUUGUUUAUUUUUUGUACGGGAAAUGGAAGAAUACCCUAAACCGGCUUCAGGCGGUAUUAUUCCGCCAUUGCACUGUUCGAUGAUACUUCCCAGUGAACUGAAAAUGUAUAAAAGAACUCAUCCCCAACGGGGUAACCGCACAUUGGGAAAAUUCGUAUUUUCACCACAUCAAAAAUAAAAGCGGUUUGUAAAUAGGAAGUCCAAGAGGAAGACAUGUGAAAAUAUAAGCUCAACAUUACCGCCGAAGGA